This is a messenger RNA of Paramormyrops kingsleyae, 2701 nucleotides long. RefSeq names its product leukotriene A4 hydrolase (gene lta4h). Gene Ontology annotation, molecular function: aminopeptidase activity; zinc ion binding; epoxide hydrolase activity. Gene Ontology annotation, cellular component: nucleus; cytosol. NCBI's taxonomy places the organism in Eukaryota, Metazoa, Chordata, Actinopteri, Osteoglossiformes, Mormyridae. Gene Ontology annotation, biological process: leukotriene biosynthetic process; proteolysis; peptide catabolic process. The record is from RefSeq and is a predicted model, not a curated record.
UUUCCAUAAAUUUGUAAAAGCAACAUCUGGUUAAAGUGGCUCUUUAGCAGCCGGCAAGACAUGGCCUCGGUGAUGGAUCCCUGCUCCUUCGCUUCCUUGUCCAAAUGCACAACCAAGCAUUUGAACCUGGUUUUUCACGUUGAUUUUGACCGCCGUGUAAUCAAAGGAAAGGUCUCUCUUACCUUAGAAGUACUGGAGGACAAACUUUCUUGUCUGACCCUCGAUACCAAAGACCUCACCAUCACCAAGGUAAUAGCCAACGGUCAGGUGGCCAGCUUCAGUGUGGGAACCAAGCACAGCUUCAAUGGGACUCCUCUUGAGAUACAACUGCCCUUGGAACUAUUCCGGGGGCAACAUGUGAUUGUGGAGGUGACAUAUGAAACGUCUCCCAGGGCCUCUUCGCUGCAGUGGCUUACCCCCGAACAGACUGCUGGCAAGAAACAGCCCUAUCUGUUCAGCCAAUGUCAGGCAACUCACUGCAGGUCCAUGAUUCCAUGUCAGGAUGGCCCAUCGGUGAAGCACACGUACUAUGCACAGGUGUCUGUCCCUAAGGAGCUGGUGGCAGUGAUGGGUGCACUGCAUGAUGGACAGGAGGCUGACCCCCAGGACAACAGCAGGACAAUCUAUCGCUUCAGGCAGACCGUUCCCAUACCUUCAUACCUAAUUGCCCUCGUGGUUGGAGCAGUGGAAAGCAGGGAAAUUGGGCCCAGGUCCCGGGUGUGGUCCGAGAAAGAGCUGGUGGACCAAGCAGCCUAUGAGUUUGCCGAGACAGAGACCAUGCUGAAGACUGCUGAGAACCUCGUAGGCCCCUACGUGUGGGGGCAGUACGAUAUCCUGCUUCUUCCCCCCUCCUUUCCCUAUGCGGGCAUGGAAAACCCUUGCCUGACAUAUACCACGCCCACUCUGCUGGCUGGGGACAGGUCUUUGGCUGGGGUAAUUGCCCAUGAGAUCUCCCACAGCUGGACUGGAAACCUGGUCACUAUCAAGAACUGGGAGCACUUUUGGCUGAAUGAAGGUCACACAGUGUAUCUGGAGAGGAUGAUUGCCAGGUGCCUGGAGAGCGAACAGUUCAGGCAGUUCAAGGCCAUUGGGGGGUGGAAAGAAAUGCAGGAAGCGGUGAAUAUGUUUGGAGAGACAAACCCCCUUACCAACUUGGUUCCAUGUCUGAAUGAGGUGGACACUGAUCAGGCCUUCUCCUGCAUCCCAUAUGAAAAGGGCUUCGCGUUCCUAUACCACCUGGAAGAACUUUUGGGUGGUCCAGAGGUCUUUAUGGGGUUCAUCAAGUCCUACAUUCAGCUGUUUGCGUAUUCCAGCAUUAGCACUGAUGAGUGGAAGGACCACUUGUACACCUACUUCAAGGAUAAGGUGGAAAUCCUCAACAAAGUGGACUGGAAUGGCUGGAUGCACACACCUGGGAUGCCACCUGUCAAAAAUCGAUAUGAUACCACCUUGGCGGACGUCUGCAUCACUCUCUGCCAGAGAUGGGUCCAGGCGAAUGAGGCAGACCUGGCUAGCUUCAACGAAGCUGAUGUGAAAAAUCUCUCGUCUCCUCAGCUGAUCGAGUUUCUGGCCCUGCUGCUGCAUGAGAAGCCCAUACCUCUCAGUCACGUGAAGAGAAUGCAGGAGGUCUACAACCUGAACGCCAUCAAAAACGCUGAAAUACGAUUCAGGUGGUUGCGGGUUUGUCUCCGAGCCAAAUGGGAGGAGGCUGUACCUUUGGCCUUCAAGAUGGCCACUGAACAAGGACGCUUGAAGUUUACACGCCCCCUCUUCAGAGAACUGCAUGGCUUUGAGAAGUUCCGCCAGGAGACAGUCAGCGUGUUUCUGAAGCACCGCGCCUGCAUGCACCCUGUUGCCGUCGCUCUGGUGUCCAAAGAUCUGAACGUCGACCAGCCGCAGAGCAAAGCUGCGUAGCUGCACUGUGAAAGCAUGGAAAUGACCCUCCUGCAUUAAAAACGGCAUGCACACGGCAUAACAGUAUAGCUUGUCAUAUUAAUAAGCAGUCAUAAUACCCUACCAGUCAAAGGUUUUUGCACACACUGAGAUUUUCUACAUUUGCAUAUUACUUAACAUUUACUAAAAAUACACAAUAUUCUUUGCUAACAAAUUCAUUUACAGUAUGUUCACCAUUUGAGUACCUUUAUUAGCAAGAAAAUAUAUCAUUGAUUCAUCAAAGUAACCUCCUCUAGCAGUUAUAACGGCAGAGAAAAUUCAAGGCAUUCUUUCUACAAGGGCAAUUAAAUACUGCUUUGUUUCAUGGGACGAAAUAGUUAACUGGUGCAUCUAAAGUUAAAGGACAGCCUAGAAUUUGACUAUGCCAUCGCCACGCAACCAGUUAAUUGGAUGUCAGACAUGCACUCACAUAUAUACUCUAUCCAUGUUAUAAAGGAAACUAGUUAUAUCUGACUUAUGUUUUAAUUUAUAGUUAUUUGCUUUAACAACAAUAAAAAAAUCUGCAGUUUACGAAAUAAAUGGAAAAGUAGUAAAAAUCUGUAACGUGGAAAAACUUUUGAAUGGUAGUGCAGGUAUUUAGCUUUGCAGCUAAAAUGAGAUUAGUGUUUUGAGUGUUACUUUUUAAGUAAACUGCAGGAAAUUAAGCUUUUUAUUUUACAAUAAAUGGGCAGCACACACAUUUUGCAUGGAGUUGGGGUUGCUUUACUGCUUUUAGCAUUUCAAAUAAAAAAAAAUAAAUGAAAACCAA